CGGGGCGCGCGGCACGGACACGCGACCGGGGCUGGGCGAGUGGGUACCGGGGGGCACCGGCGGUGCCGGGUUGGCCGUGUGCGGGCCCGAGGUCGCGGGAUGAGGAACCCGCCGGUGAUGCUGCUCCUGCUGCUGCUGCUGGGGCCAGCGGCCUGGGCCGCCCCCAGGGUGGGCACCAACAGGCCUGAGCCCCCCGUGGCCACAGCCGUGGAUCCCUAUCCCGACCCGCUGAGCCUGGAGCCGCCUGCACUGCUGCUGCUGUGGAGCGCCGUGCGGAGCCUGGGGCCCCCGGAGCAGGACGUGCAGGCCAUGACACGGGAGCGGGCCCUGCUCUACCUCUUUGUGCUCCAUGACCACGACCAGAGCAGGCACCUGGAUGGGCUGGAGCUGCUGCAGUUACUUGGCACGGUGCUGGCACAGGCUGGGGGGCAGCCAGACCCUGACAUGGUGGCUGCACUGGUGGACCGAGCCCUGGCAAGGCAGGACCUAAAUGGGGAUGGGCUGCUGAACCCCUCCGAGCUGCUGGACCCCCCUGAGGUGCUCUUGCCUGGUCAGGACAAGGGUCCCCCAGGACAGCCCCCACUAGGGCAGCAAGCAGGGAUUGGGGCUGUGCCUGCUGGGGGCACGGAGAUGCCAAGGCAGGACCUGGGGUUGAAAAGCCCAGGGCAGGCAACCACUGAGGCUGGGGAGCCCCAGACUGGAGCCCCUGAGCCUGGAGACCCCCAGACUGGAGCCCCUGAGGAUGGAGACCCCCAGACUGGAGCCCCUGAGGAUGGAGACCCUCAGACUGGAGCC
Molecule: messenger RNA, 795 nt
Organism: Serinus canaria (Common canary)
Lineage: Eukaryota; Metazoa; Chordata; Aves; Passeriformes; Fringillidae
Gene: CGREF1
Product: cell growth regulator with EF-hand domain 1
Exons: 6
Source: RefSeq, a predicted model, not a curated record